Ambispora gerdemannii is the source of this 267-nucleotide messenger RNA. Lineage: Eukaryota; Fungi; Glomeromycota; Glomeromycetes; Archaeosporales; Ambisporaceae. The record is from the annotation of a GenBank genome assembly.
AUGGCGCAGUACUGGGCUAAGUCCAAAAACUGCAAAAGUACCAAUACUGAAUUGACCAAAAAGAUUACCGAUCUUGUCGAUAAUGCGAGACUCCUUGGAUAUGAAAUUCGGGAUUUAUGCGAUGGUACUGGUCGUAGCAGUAGCGCCGGUUCAGUAAGAUCCGGCUCCAGUAAAACACAAAAUUAUACCAGUGAUCUUUUAGCUUUCUGGCAAGAGUUUGACCGCCUAUUCAAAGAGAAACAAAGAUUCGAAAAACGCACUAUCAAU